Diorhabda carinulata is the source of this 5659-nucleotide messenger RNA. RefSeq lists its product as uncharacterized. The record is from RefSeq and is a predicted model, not a curated record. Lineage: Eukaryota; Metazoa; Arthropoda; Insecta; Coleoptera; Chrysomelidae. The coding region runs from base 117 to 1217 and encodes 366 amino acids. The transcript has 6 exons.
GUGAGCUGGGAAUUUCUGGUUUGAAUAACGAUCAAAUGCAAUUUUUUCUUAUCGUUAUCAAUAUUCAGUGAGGAACAAAGUAAUAUCCGGUAAUAUUAAAUUAUAUCUGUGACAGGAUGUCUAAGCCUAAAGUUUUAAUAUUAGGAGGUUGUGGUUUUAUUGGCCGCAACUUGAUCGUCUAUUUAGUCAAAAAUGAUCUCGUUAGUGCAAUAAGAAUUGUUGAUAAAGUACCACCACAAGUUGCCUGGUUAAACGAUGUACAUGGGGAUGCAUUCAAAAAUGAAAUUGUUGAAUUUAAGAGUGCUAAUUUAAUAAAUAUAGAAUCUUGUAAAAGUGCUUUCAGUUCUUCUGAUGAUACUGUAUGGGAUCUCAUUGUAAACUGUGCAGGUGAAACGAAGUCUGGUCAAACAGAUCCUGUUUACAAUGAGGGUAUUUUGAAAUUGAGCUUAAAUUGUGCCAAAGAAGCUGCCCUACAAAAAGCCAAACACUAUGUAGAACUAUCUUCUGGUAAUAUGUAUUCAUCUGAGAAGACUUUACAUAAAGAAGAUGGACCGAUUGAACCCUGGACUUUCGUAGCUAAAUGGAAAAGACAGGUUGAGAAGAAACUGACCGAAAUACCAGACUUAACUUACACCGUCCUCAGACUACCAAUAGUAUAUGGACUUGGCGAUAAAAACGGGCUUAUGCCGAGAAUAAUCGCUGCUUCUAUAUACAAACAUGUAGGGGAAACUAUGAAAUUAUUAUGGAACGCAGAUUUACGAAUCAGCACUGUCCACGUAAAUGAUGUUUGUCGGGCUAUUUGGUUUGUGGGAAAUAGAGAAGAUACAAAUGGACAGAUUUACAACGUUGUAGACGAGGCAGAUUCGACGCAAGGUUCGAUCUCCAAUGUACUAUCUGAUUUAUUUAACGUAAAAGUAGAUUAUUACGGUAAUCUGGUAUCAGCAGUAGUGGAUUUGGUAGGCGCCGCAGACGAUGCCAACGACAAACAUCUAGCUCCUUGGGCAGAAGCUUGUAGACAAGACGAUAUACAAAAUACGCCUCUAUCACCUCAUAUGGAUUCAGAAUUAUUGCUCCAUAAACAUUUAAGACUCGACGGUAACAAAUUGAAGCAAUUGGGCUUCAGUGUUUCACAACAGCAACCCACCGCUGAAAAUAUUAAAGAGAUUAUCGACGAUUUUGUAAAAAUGAAAGUUUUUCCUAGAUCGUUGGCUCCUUAAAUUCUUUUUUUUUUUUUUAAUUAUAAUCGAUAAGAUUGUAUCUAAGUAAUAAAUAUUUUUGUAUGUAUCAUGAAACGUGGCCUUAAUAAUGUUAUUCUGGCUGGGUUUCACCAAUUCCUGGUUUCCUGGACAACCAACUGAUUUUUUUUUGUUUGAAUAUAGUUUGCUUCUUUUACUUCUCAUAAAAUCCUGUUGUAAUAUUUAGCACCAGCUUUUUCAUUCUCGAUAUAUUGUCUAGAGUUUCUUUGGACUUAUAACUUGCCUCUAACUCCUAGUCAAGUUUUUGAUGAGCUCAUUUGAUACUUUCGCUCUAUACUUUCCUUUUAGUAAGUGCAAAAUAUAAUUGUAGGUGUUGUUUACAGUGGUUUCUAUAUUCCGAAAUAACUAAACUUCUUCCACUAUUAUAUCCAAAUUUAUUCAUAAAAGUUUUUAUUUCUUCUUGGUCACUUGUUAUUAAGACAAUCCAAUUAAUGCAAAAGUCUUUUUCGCCGUCAGUAGGACUCAAAGGACCCUUCUGCACGAGUAUAUUGAAUUGAUACUGUCAUUUCUGGAAUUUUUGGGUUUUCUCCUGCUUGAUCCUUCCCUAUGUUCUUAAAGUUUUCCUCUCUGUCGUCAUACGUGAUUUUUGUCUCUUCUUCCAGUCCCAUCUCUAUUAUCAAAAUUUUUUCAUUCAAUAGUCACGAUUUUUUUCUUUUUCAAAAGAAUUUUUCCACUUUUAUAUCCAAAUUUAUUCAUAAAAGUUUUUAGUUCUUCUUGUUUGUUUUUUAUUAAGACAAUCCUAUAUACAAAAGUCCUUUUCUCAGUCAGAAGAACUCAAAGUAAUCUUAUUUAAUAGUAUAUCUCUAAUAUUGUUAAUCAUUAUCCUUUCAGGAGUUUUUUUGGGUUUUUCAUUGAUUUUAUUGCUAUUUAGUGCAGUAACAUAGACAAACCGGUGCACUACUUGAUACUGUCCUAUUUAUUUUACAAUUUUACUUUAAAAUGAUCAUUAUUUUUGACUUUUCUAAAUAUUUUCCACUUUUAUAAAAGUUAUAUUUGUUCUUCUUGUUCCCUUGCAAUUAAGACAAUUCAAAGAACUUUUUACAGUCUGAAGGACUCACAAUACUCUUCUCAAGCAGUAUAUAUAUAUAUAUAUAUAUAUAUAUAUAUAUAUAUAUAUAUAUAUAUAUAUAUAUAUAUAAUUAACAUUAUCCUUCCAGGAUUUUUUUGUGGCUUUUAUUUGAUAUUCUUGUUUUUUAAUAAUUUUUUAUUGUAAACCUAAUGGGGAUGUACCCACAGAGAAGGGGAGACGAGCGAGACAAAAAAUAAUGUUCUAUAAAAAAUCUGGCAAGAUCUAGAAUCUGAUUGAAAUAUUGAAAAUUGUCUUAUAAAAAAAUGAAUCUCCCGCUAUACUGGAGGGUAGUCCACGCCCUCUAUAGGUUCCGUAGACUUAUAAUCUGACCCCCUUCCCAAAGCACGCUGCUACCUACUAAUAGGACAAUUCAAUAUACUCUUCUAUCCUUUUUGCAGUCAAACUAUUCUUCAUCGGUACACAUUGUAAUAUGAGUUAAAUCAUUAUUUUUCCAUGACUUUUCCUUAUUUUUGUUUUAUUUUUUGAUUAUAGCCUCGUUUUAUUUGUUGUUAAUAGAUCCAGGAAGACAAACUAGUACAGUACUUGGACCUACUCCGUCCCAAUAUUGCUACUAGGACAAUUCAAUAAAUUUUAUCUAACAAUAAAUGUAAAAUUUUGUAUAUGGUAUAAACUUUACCAUUUUGUGCUCUUCUUAACGUAAACUGUUAAAGAUUUUAUUAUAAACUGUGAUAAAAUGCCUUUUCGGUUUUUCCGCUCAUUAAAAUUGUAAAAUUAUUUUUAAAAGUAGAUAGAAGUUUAGCGGUGCUAUUUUUGUUUAAAAGUUCUUGUUAUGAAAAUUGCACUGUUUUCAAAUUCGGUACUUAAUUUUUUACUAUUUUUUAUGAAUCGUGAUAAUCGUUUAUUCUAUCUAUUUGUGGAAAUGAAAAAUUUAUUAAAUGUUUACACAUUGUGUAGUUACUUUAUAUGUGAUUCUAAUGUUCUAUUUACACUUUUAUAUUCAAAUAUUUUCUGUAAUAUCCACUGUUAAGAUUGAGUCUUAUCUUAUCGUUAAAUUUAACUGUAACUUUUUUCGAAACGAUGUAUGUUCUUUUCUACGAUAUUCUCGUCUCCAUAUGUAUCCAAUAUAUGUAUAUAUGUGUUUUAUUCUUAUGAUAAUAGAAAUUAAGUUUUAAAUCAUUCCCUUUAUCGCAAUCUAUUUACUCUUCAUCUUAUUAACCUGUUACUGCUUUCUAUUAAAGGAAAAACGAAAUUGUAACAUUUUAGAAGGAGGUAAUCUCAAAGGAACAUACAUCAAUACCACCUUCAGAAUCAGUAUGCUACUGUUUAAUAGUUUAUUGUACUAUUUAGAAAAGUGGAAAAACACACUUAUUUAGAUGUUUUUUGGUGUUCCAUAAGCAAUAUUGUAAGACAUCUACUAAAUUGUACCGGUCACUAAUUUUUCACUGAAUGUUCUGUCUACAAUUUACUUCCUACAUCCAAUCAUAUCAUUUUCCACGUCCAACGAUUUUUUUUUGAUAAAUAUUUUCUUCACUAGCCUCAUUAAAGAUUGUGUUUGCUAAGUAGUACUUAUCAAACUUUUCCGUUUUUAAAUAAUGAUUUCUCCAAUCUUCUAUCCAUUGCACCUCAAAUAAUUUCAUUUUUGUCGCCGAUUUCUACAUUAUCCUUCUUUUUAAAGUCUACUUCCAUCCUUUGCUCAUCCAACUAUAUUUUUUGCUCAGUGUCUUCUUUAUUAUUUCAUUUUAAUAUAUUUUCACUUUUUUCUUAUUAACUUUCCAUCUGUUGUUUGCCCUAUUGUUUCUGUCACUUUUGAAAUCCAUUUUUUCUCUUUGUUUUCCUUUUUCAAAAGUUCUAUACCUUCACUAUCCUUCUUCGAAGAUUCUUUUUUUCUAUUUACUUUAUUAUUCAUUUAUCCAAUUAUACCAUUUUGGUUAAUGGUUUCUCCACUAUCCCGUGAAUGCUGUCUCCAAUUUACUUCUACCAACCAAUCAAAUUCUGGAUGUUGUUUUCUUCGAUGUUCUUGUCCAGAGGUUCUUCUCUUUUUUUCUAUGGUUUACUUUCAUAUUUUCCACGUCUAAUAAUAUUUUCUGUCCAAUUUUUUCUCUUUCAAAACUUCUUUACUGUUUAUCUCGAGUCCACUUUCAUCUUUUGCGCAUUUAACCAUUUGUUUGCUCGAAAAUCCCUUCACCAUCUCUCUUCAAACAUUCUUUUUCCUAUUAACUUUACCAUUUUCUCUCUCCUUCAAUUUUUGCUUAACGAUUUCACCAUCAUCCUGUAAAUGCUAUCACAAAUCGACGUCUUUACUUUGAACCUCCACUCAUUUCAUAUUUAGUCGUAAAUUUCUACAUUAUCCUUCAAUCGCUCGUUCGCCGAUUCCUUCACUAUCUCUCUUUAUGGAUUCUUUUUCCUAUUUACUUCUCCAUUUACUUACCAAACCUUCCCAAUUUUGGUAAAUUAUUUAUCAAUCUUCUAAAUGUUGUCUCCAACCUACCGCUAUCCUCUCCAAUCUGCUUCUUUUUGAAGCAUUGAACCAUUUCCUUUUUGGACUAUUUUCAUCCAAAGCUUCUAUAUCCAAGUUACUUAACCAUUGGUAUCUAAAAAUUACAUUUUUGCUGGUUUACUUCUUCACUUUCCUCCUCUAAAUCUUUCAUCUCUCACUUUAGUUUUACCCUUUUAACAAUCAAUCAUUUCAUUAUUGGUCGAUCUUCUCUUCGCUACCCUGCUCCUCCUUUCGUCUUGGAUUUUUUUUGUGAUACGAUGAUCCUUGGAUUGCCCUUUGCUUGUAUAUAAAAAAAUGUCCUCCGAUUCCUUAUCGAAGAUUAUUACUAAUGAUGUCUCAGUUAAAGUUGUGUCGUUCUAGGAUUUUCCAAUAAUAUCUAGAAUAAUCGAGAUGGUGUUGGUUCGAGGGACAUUAUGUACUUAAAUUCUAUAUAGAUUUUUAUAGAUUGCUACAAAUAAAAUGCUAAAGCGCUUUUUUGCUUCAAUUGCUAUUUUUGAAAUAUAUUUAAGUCGACGUUUCCAUAGUUUAUAAGUUUCGAAUAUUUUUGAAAUUUUGCUCAAUGUUUAAUCAAACCCCACAAUUUUUUUAACGAAGUUAGUAUUAUUACGUUAAAUAUCAAGUAUUCUAAAUUACUAUUAUACAAAAAAUUGUUCUAAAAAUCAUACUGAAAUUUUCAAAAAUUAUUUUUUUUUGUAAUAAUUUAAGUAAUUAAGUGAUAACCUACAUUCCAGUUUACUAUAAUUUGUUAAAGUGUCAAUUUCAGGAUAAAAUUGCUCAAUUUUCACCCUUUGCGGUUAUCAGUACUGAGCUUUAUUUUCGUACUGUUAUAAACUAAAUAUUAUAUUGUUAUUGUAUUAUAUCCGUAUUAAAUUAAAA